UGCUGGUCUGGGAUUGUGUCUGUGUUUUUGGGCAGCAGUGACUGGGAUAUCUCUAGUUUCUGUGUGGGUAAAGGGUAAGACAGUGAUGUGAAGAAGACAGAGCAGAGCAAGAGAGAAACACAGUCAGAAAACGAAGGAAUACAAGCAGAGGAAGUAUUUUCUUCUGGAUAUCUGUGAAACAUGGAGACCCUUUAUGACGACACUGACGAUGAGCGUCAGGAGAAACGAGGUUGCUUCGAGUGCUGUAUUAAGUGUCUGGGCGGCGUGCCGUACGCGUCUCUGGUGGCCACCAUCCUGUGUUUCUGCGGCGUGGCGCUCUUCUGCGGCUGUGGACACGUCGCUCUGACAGGAACCCUCACCAUCCUGGAGAACCACUUCUCUAAGAUCAGCGCAGACCACGCCAUGCUGACCGACAUAGUCCAGCUCAUGCAGUACGUCAUCUACGGCAUCGCCUCCUUCUUCUUCCUGUAUGGCAUCAUUCUUCUGGCCGAGGGGUUUUACACCACCAGCGCCGUCAAAGAGCUGCACAGCGAGUUCAAGACCACCGUCUGCGGACGCUGCAUCAGCGGCAUGUUCGUGUUCCUGACGUACAUCCUGGGAAUCGCCUGGCUCGGGGUUUUCGGCUUCUCUGCGGUUCCCGUGUUUCUGUUCUACAACAUGUGGUCGACCUGCGCUGCCAUGCGUUCACCGACGGCCAACCUGACCUCCAUCGACAGCAUCUGUGUGGACGUGCGGCAGUACGGUAUCAUUCCCUGGAACGCAACGCCAGGCAAAGCUUGCGGCUCAACGCUGAGUGAUAUUUGCAACACCAGCGAGUUCUAUCUGUCUUAUCAUCUGUAUAUCGUGGCUUGUGCUGGAGCCGGAGCGACUGUCAUUGCUCUGAUCCAUUACCUAAUGAUCCUUUCUGCAAACUGGGCCUACCUAAAGGACGCCAGUCACUUGCAUGCGUACCAAGACAUCAAAAUGAAGGAGGAGCGGGAGCUGCAGGACAUCCAGUCGCGCUCCAAAGAGUGCCUCAACUCCUACUCGUAAGGAGGGUUAACACUGCCACCCAAACCACUAACAGCCCUAACUCACUAACUCACCGCAGUCUGUGCACAUCUCUCGCUCUCCUCAGCCCUUGGUCAAGCUCAAACCUUGCACUAAUGCACAUGCUAAUCGCUUUAUGCACUGGAGAAAAGCGUCAGCAAAAUGACUAAAUGUAAAUGCAAAUCAGAUUCUGUUCGAACCCAGAUGAGAUUUGCCUUAAAACAUCAUAAACAUGAAUCUAAUUUAAGUGCAUGAUUAUUUGACAUUACAUUACAUUCUUAUGAAAAAUAACAUGCACUUGCAUUAUAAACAUGUUUUGCAUCCUCUCAAAAUUUUAAAGCAUUCCCAGUUUUUUUUUUUUUUUUUUAAGAUUAAUAAUGGAAGGAUCCUUCUGAAGUAAAUUGGUCUGGUUGUCUCUGAAUGUUUGGGUUUGUUCAUGUGCGAUAUGUGCUGGAGAUAGUAUGUGAA
Messenger RNA from Carassius auratus (goldfish), 1497 nucleotides. RefSeq names its product glycoprotein M6Bb (gene gpm6bb). NCBI's taxonomy places the organism in Eukaryota, Metazoa, Chordata, Actinopteri, Cypriniformes, Cyprinidae. Gene Ontology annotation, biological process: axon development; central nervous system myelination. The transcript is spliced from 7 exons. The record is from RefSeq and is a predicted model, not a curated record. Gene Ontology annotation, molecular function: structural constituent of myelin sheath. The coding region runs from base 181 to 1032 and encodes 283 amino acids. Gene Ontology annotation, cellular component: plasma membrane; myelin sheath.